AUGGAAGUCGACACACGACCAAAUCACGAAUUUACACGCCGCUACCAGAAUGAUAUUUUGCAAGAUAAACAGCAGCUUGAUGGCGCUUCAGUAGCUACAGUGCGUAGGUAUUUUAAUGACUGGAUUGCAUCCAACAAUGGCACGUCAGUCGCUGGCGAUGUACGCUUUACUACAUGUAUUAUGCUGGACGCCGAGACCCUGCUUCAACUUGCCGAGGCGCCUCAAGACCUCGGGCUUGACUAUAAUUCGAGCGAAUUCUUCAGGUCGCAGUAUUGGGUGAAGAUGGUGGACGCAAAAUCUGGAUAUGAAGAGGCCUUUCGCGCUCUUCUCUAUGCUGGGGAUGGUCUCGCAGAAUAUUGGUUUCACAGAAAUAGAUCGCGACGAUUGGUUGUCCACAGAAAGAACAGCGAGAACCUGGGAGUUCUGUAUUAUGGCUUUGCACCGUGUGAGUUGACUCCCCAUGAGAAAGCAAUGCAAGAUGCGUUCAAGGCACAUAUGAAGCAGGGGACGGGUAUUAGAGGCGAUCAAAAAAAGAACUGA
Messenger RNA from Fusarium odoratissimum NRRL 54006, 540 nucleotides. RefSeq lists its product as uncharacterized. Lineage: Eukaryota; Fungi; Ascomycota; Sordariomycetes; Hypocreales; Nectriaceae. The transcript has a single exon. The record is from RefSeq and is a predicted model, not a curated record. Bases 1 to 540 code for a protein of 179 amino acids.